UGGUCAGUCGCCAUCUUUUUACAAUUUAAUAUUUACCAUUUGUAUUUUGUUAUUACUUUACUUAUUAGGUACUUCUCGUGAGUCGUGUGAAUUAAUGCAAUUUUUAUAUUUAUUAACGUUUAGUACAUUUGAGUUAUUUUGUUCGUAAUUUAUUUUUCCUGCUAAAGGACUCAUUUAGGAUCUGGAUUAGCCUAUCCAGUAUAGAAGUACUAUCUAAGCAUUUGGUCACUGAUCUAAGGUCAGAAUGAGUAAUGGCACUAGGGUGUUCGUUGGUGGCCUGUCUCAUCGCGUACGCGAAAGGGAUCUUGAAAGGUUUUUCCAGAAAAUUGGCAGAGUGAAGGACAUUGCUAUGAAGAAUGGAUAUGCUUUUGUGGAAUUUGACGAUUACCGUGAUGCAGAUGAUGCAGUCUAUGAAUUAAAUGGUCGUGAACUAAAUGGUGAAAGAGUAUCAGUAGAACGUGCUCGUGGAACACCAAGAGGUAGUGAUGUUUGGCGUGGAUCAGGACGUGGUGGUGAUUUACCGCCACCUCCACCGAGAAGACCUCGACGAGAUGCUAGGGAUGAUAGAAAUGAUAGGUAUGGACCUCCCACAAGAACAAAUUACAGAUUAAUUGUUGAAAAUUUAUCCAGUCGUGUUAGCUGGCAGGACUUGAAGGACUUCAUGCGCCAAGCUGGAGAAGUAACUUAUGCCGAUGCACAUAAACAACGCAAGAAUGAAGGUGUUGUCGAGUUUGCAUCCUAUUCGGAUCUCAAAACUGCACUUGAUAAGUUGGAUGAUACAGAGUUAAAUGGCCGUCGAAUAAGACUUGUAGAAGACAGGAGCAGUAGUCGUGGGCGUGGUGGCGGUGGUAAUGGUAGGCGUAGCCGUAGUCCCUCGAGUUCACGUUCUCGUUCCAGCUCUAGGUCUCGUUCACGCCGCCGUCGUACAAGGAGUCGAUCACGUAGCCAUUCCAAGUCAAAAUCCGGAUCGCGUUCAAAAUCUCCUUACAAGUCUCCAGCCCAUUCCAAAUCACGAUCCCGUUCACCUUCUAUAGACAAAAAGAGAUCCCAAUCGCGUUCACAAUCAAUUUCAAAUAAGCGUAUUAAACGUGAUUCACGUUCUCCUGAUGACAAAUCGCGUUCACCAUCCAGAGAGAAAAAUGGUGAUGCCAGCCCGCAAUCUGGAGAUGAUUAGAGAUUUAAUUGUAUCCUGAACUUAUAUAUUUUUUUUUAUUAUGACAUUCAACUUUUUUUCUAUCCAGUUUAACUUAAUGUUCACUUAUAGUUUAACCAUUUGACUAGGUUAUAUAUUUAUGUUCAAUGCCGUAGAUAGUACCUAUUAUCGAUUAUACAGAACAUUUUAUAUUGUAUAAAUAAUAAUAAUAAUAUUAAAAGAAAACCUCGGUGAACGUGUACGAUACUUCUAUCAUUUAUAAGUGUAAAGGAAAAUGUUUCUACUGUCUAUUCUUUAUAUAAUAUUAUUAUUAUUACUAUAAGUUCAAUGAUAAUCACCUUUGGGCUAUUUAAUUUGUAUGGACUGUGUAUUGAUUAUAUACUUAAAAUUGAGAAACA
Molecule: messenger RNA, 1551 nt
Organism: Adelges cooleyi (spruce gall adelgid)
Lineage: Eukaryota; Metazoa; Arthropoda; Insecta; Hemiptera; Adelgidae
Gene: B52
Product: serine-arginine protein 55
Exons: 10
Coding region: 245-1174 (309 amino acids)
Biological process (GO): alternative mRNA splicing, via spliceosome; mRNA splice site recognition
Cellular component (GO): ribonucleoprotein complex; cytoplasm; nucleus
Molecular function (GO): mRNA binding
Source: RefSeq, a predicted model, not a curated record